GAGCGAGCCCAUUGGCCACCGAGUGGCGCUGGGCCCAGCCUCGAGCCUAGGGUGGAAGCACGUGCUGGGGGCGGGAGCAGCGAUCGCAGCUAUGGCGUCGUUACUUUGGGGAGGCGACGCAGGGGCUGCGGAGAGCGAGCGGCUGAACAGCCACUUUUCAAAUCUCAUCCACCCCCGGAAGAACCUUCGGGGUAUUAAAAGUACCGCAGUCCCAAACAUAGAUGGUUCUCUUAACAUCGAAGAUGAUGAUGAAGAUGAUAUAGUGGAUUUGGCAACUAAUUCACUCUUGAACAAGUUAAUCCGUCAGUCCUUAGUAGAAUCCAGUCAUCGAGUAGAAGUUUUGCAAAAGGAUCCCAGCUCUCCACUCUACUCAGUAAAAACAUUUGAAGAGUUGAGACUAAAGGAAGAAUUACUAAAAGGAAUCUAUGCAAUGGGAUUUAACAGGCCAUCCAAAAUCCAAGAGAUGGCUCUUCCUAUGAUGCUGGCACAUCCUCCCCAGAACCUCAUAGCACAGAGCCAGUCUGGAACAGGAAAAACAGCUGCCUUUGUCUUGGCAAUGCUAAGCAGAGUGAAUGCCUUGGAGUUGUUCCCACAGUGCCUCUGCUUGGCUCCUACCUAUGAAUUGGCUCUGCAGACUGGCCGUGUGGUUGAGCGGAUGGGAAAAUUCUGUGUGGAUGUUCAAGUGAUGUAUGCUAUUCGAGGGAAUCGAAUUCCCAGAGGCGCUGAAGUCACCAAACAGAUUAUAAUUGGCACUCCUGGGACUGUCCUAGAUUGGUGUUUUAAGCGAAAAUUGAUUGAUUUGGCUAAGAUUCGUGUGUUUGUCCUGGAUGAAGCAGAUGUGAUGAUUGACACCCAAGGAUUCUCAGAUCAGAGCAUUCGUAUUCAACGAGCUUUGCCCUCUGAAUGCCAGAUGCUUCUGUUCUCUGCAACAUUUGAGGACUCUGUGUGGCAGUUUGCCGAGCGAAUCAUUCCUGACCCUAAUGUUAUCAAGUUGCGCAAAGAAGAGCUGACCCUGAACAACAUCCGACAAUAUUAUGUGUUGUGUGAGGACAGGAAAGACAAAUAUCAAGCUCUGUGUAACAUUUAUGGUGGCAUCACCAUUGGCCAGGCCAUCAUCUUCUGCCAGACGCGUCGAAACGCCAAGUGGUUGACCGUGGAGAUGAUGCAGGACGGCCACCAGGUGUCCUUGUUAAGUGGGGAGCUGACAGUGGAACAGAGAGCUUCCAUCAUUCAGAGGUUUCGGGAUGGGAAAGAGAAGGUUCUUAUAACGACCAAUGUUUGUGCUCGAGGGAUUGAUGUGAAGCAGGUCACAAUUGUUGUGAACUUUGAUCUCCCUGUAAACCAAGCCAAAGAGCCAGAUUAUGAGACCUACCUCCAUCGCAUAGGGCGAACAGGACGCUUUGGGAAAAAAGGCCUGGCUUUCAACAUGAUUGAAGUGGACAAGCUGCCCCUGCUCAUGAAAAUUCAGGACCACUUUAACAGCAGUAUUAAGCAGCUUGACCCUGAAGACAUGGAUGAGAUUGAAAAGAUUGAAUAUUGAAGAAAGAACUCUAUUGUUUGUGAGAGAUAGUAGUUUAUGUGAGAAUGUUCCAGUGAGUUUUGAAGGUAGUUUUUUUUUCUUUUUUUUUUUUUAAAUGUUCAGUCUAUUUCAAUGUGAAACUGUUCACAGAUGGCAAAAUAAAUGACUUGGUACCCUUAGUUGAAGACCUGAGGAAUUUUUGAAAUCAAAUUGAUGUGAAGCACAUGAUUCUUUUGAAUAAAAAAAAAGCAAGAUUCUUUCUUA
Molecule: messenger RNA, 1783 nt
Organism: Ictidomys tridecemlineatus (thirteen-lined ground squirrel)
Lineage: Eukaryota; Metazoa; Chordata; Mammalia; Rodentia; Sciuridae
Gene: Ddx25
Product: DEAD-box helicase 25
Molecular function (GO): RNA helicase activity; ATP binding; nucleic acid binding
Source: RefSeq, a predicted model, not a curated record